CCCUAAAACCCUCCACUGUCUACUGACAUAGCCUCGCAGUGAGAACAAGUUAUCGAAUUACUUAAAAUGGCAAUAGCAGCUGCUGCCAGAGUGGUUUUCCGAUCUCCGGCUGUCCGUAACGCUGCCUCCAGAGGAGCAUCUGAAGCCAAAGCUGCUUGCUCCCCUUUCCGCAUCGCUUCCAGAAGUCCUCUGGCUCCUCGCAUUUUCAGGUGUCCGGUUGAGUUGAUCGCGUGUGUGGAGUCAAUGCAACCGUACCACACUGCCACAGCUUCGGCUUUAAUGACUUCAAUGCUUACGGUCUCUCCCCGCAGCUUCGGUUGGCUUGCCAAAGGUGUCUAGCAAAACAUAUAGGAUCCUCCUUUUCGUCUAAUAAUAUGCAAUCAAUGAUGAUGCGUGAUUGUAUUAUGGAGGUUGUGAAUGAACUGCCGAAGGAUUGUUCUGGGUAUGCUUAGCUUGCAAAAACAUAGGGAAAUUUCAUCAUUUGUAUUAUCAUAUCUUUUCAGAUCAAUUUUGCUACUAAUAUCAAGUAGUUCAGUAUCUUACU
Messenger RNA from Ipomoea nil (Japanese morning glory), 544 nucleotides. RefSeq names its product protein NUCLEAR FUSION DEFECTIVE 6, chloroplastic/mitochondrial-like. Bases 67 to 339 code for a protein of 90 amino acids. NCBI's taxonomy places the organism in Eukaryota, Viridiplantae, Streptophyta, Magnoliopsida, Solanales, Convolvulaceae. Gene Ontology annotation, cellular component: mitochondrion. The record is from RefSeq and is a predicted model, not a curated record. The transcript has 4 exons.